This is a messenger RNA of Salvia splendens (bonfire salvia), 3285 nucleotides long. Its product is annotated as raucaffricine-O-beta-D-glucosidase-like. Bases 178 to 3069 code for a protein of 963 amino acids. The transcript is spliced from 20 exons. Lineage: Eukaryota; Viridiplantae; Streptophyta; Magnoliopsida; Lamiales; Lamiaceae. Gene Ontology annotation, molecular function: beta-glucosidase activity. The record is from RefSeq and is a predicted model, not a curated record. Gene Ontology annotation, biological process: carbohydrate metabolic process.
ACAAUUGAGAAAAAUUAACAAAGUUACGAUAUAAUUGGUCAUUUUUGAAAGUUGCGGCAUAGACCCGAAUUGACCAAACUUUAUUGAUUUUUUUGCCCUAUAAAUAACUGAAGUUGGUUUUGAAAAAUUUCACUCACUCACUCACUCACUAAGAAAUAUUUGUGCAACUUUGAAGCAAUGGCGAUCCAAGGAGUUGAGAUGGUUCAUCUGGAUGACAACAGCAACGUCGUCGUUGAAGAUCAGACGUUGUCAGUUGGCGCUUCAAGGUGGUGGGUGAUCGAUGGACCAGUGCCGGCUUCUCACGACAACAGUGGCAUAAACCAUCACUGGUUUCCUCAAGACUUUGUGUUUGGAACUGGAACUGCUGCCUUUCAGGUUGAAGGGGCUGCUGCCAAAGGAGGCAAAGGCAUUAGCACAUGGGAUGAUUUCACAAUGAGGCUUCCUUGGAAAAUAGCUGAUGGAUCUAAUGGAAAUGUUGCAUGUGAUAUGUACAACAGAUAUAAGGAAGAUAUUGCGAUGAUGAAGCAUAUGGGGUUUAAUUCGUAUAGAUUUUCCAUAUCAUGGCCAAGAAUAUUGCCUGCCGGAAGAUGUAGCGGUGGAAUCAACAAAAAAGGAAUUGCUUACUAUAAUGAUGUUAUCAACACUGUGUUACAACAUGACAUGACACCAUUUGUGACAUUAUUUCAUUGGGAUCUUCCUUUAUGCUUGGAGAAAGAGUAUGGUGGCUUCUUAUCCAAAAGAAUCAAGGACGAUUUCCGCGAGUAUGCAGAGGUAUGCUUCUGGGAAUUUGGGGACCGCGUGAAGCAGUGGACAACCGUGAACGAGCCAUGGACCUACGCGGUGAACGGAUACGUCCGAGGCUCCUUUGCACCGGGCCACAAAGUUCCUGUCCCGGACGAAAGACUUUCCACGAAGAUCGCCCCCUGUAGAGGCCUUCCACUCCUCAACUCUGCCACGGGCGACAAGUUCAUCAACGCUGACCCCUCCGAGGCGUACACAGUCGGAAGAAACCUUCUCCUUGCACACGCAGAAGCAGUCGAUCUCUACAGAAGCAAGUUUCAAGAGGCGCAAGGAGGGAAGAUAGGCAUAGUGCUGAAUUCCCAUUGGUUUACGCCCUUCGAUGAGCAUUCCGCCGCAGAUGUAGAAGCCGCUUUGAGGGGAGUGGACUUCAUGUUUGGAUGGUUGUAUCACGGAGGACUCAAACUUUGUCCUUUGGACUCAUGUAUUAACCACUCUACCGCUUGCCCAACUCGCAUACACAGUUCAUCACUUACUUAUAUAGUCGAAUCGAGAAAAAUAUUUGUGCAACUAAUUUGGGCAAUGGCGAUGGUGCAUCUGGAUGACAAUAACAAUGGCACCGUUGAAGAUCGGAAUUCGUCAGCUGGCGGUUCAACGUGGUGGGAUAUCGAUGGACCGGUGCCGGAUUCUAACGAUAACAGUGGCAUCAACCAUAACUGGUUUCCUCAAGACUUCCUAUUUGGAACUGGAACUUCUGCCUUUCAGGUUGAAGGGGCUGCUGCUAAGGGAGGCAAAGGCAUCAGCAUAUGGGAUGACUUCUCUAUGAGGCUUCCUUGGAAAGUAGCUGAUGGAUCCAAUGGAAAUGUUGCAUGUGACAUGUACAACAGAUAUAAGGAAGAUAUUUCGAUGAUGAAGAAAAUGGGGUUCAAUUCGUAUAGAUUUUCCAUUUCAUGGGCAAGAAUAUUACCAGCUGGAAGAUGUAGUGGUGGAAUCAACAAAGAAGGAAUUGCUUACUAUAACGAUGUUAUCAACACUUUGUUACAACAUGACAUAAAACCAUUUGUGACACUAUAUCAUUGGGAUCUUCCUUUGUGCUUGGAAAAUGAGUAUGGUGGCCUCUUAUCCAAUAAAAUCAAGGACGAUUUCCGCGAGUUCGCAGAGGUAUGCUUCUGGGAAUUCGGGGACCGCGUGAAGCACUGGACAACCUUAAACGAGCCAUGGACCUGCGCCGUGAACGGAUACGUUCAAGGCUUCGAUCCCCCGGCCCACAAAGUUCAUGUCCCGGGGCACAACCUUUCCACGAAGAUUGCUACCGAUUCCACCACCGGUGACAAGUUCAUCACCGCCGACCCCUCGGAGGCGUACACGGUCGCAAAAAAUCUUCUCCUUGCACACGCAGAAGCAGUCGAUGUCUACAGAAGCAAGUUUCAGGAGGCGCAAGGAGGGAAGAUAGGCAUAGUGCUGAAUUCCCAUUGGUUUACGCCCUUCGAUGAGCAUUCUGCCACAGAUGGUGAAGCCGCUUUGAGGGGAGUUGACUUCAUGUUGGGAUGGUUUUUGGAGCCUAUAAUGUACGGGCAUUACCCCAAAAGCAUGGAAGACUACGUUCCACCGGACAAUCUUCCAUUAUUCACACCUCAAGAAGUGAAAAGGAUCCAAGGCUCCUACGAUUUUGUUGGUCUAAAUUUCUACACGGCGCAGUAUGCUUCCGAUGAUCCACACCCUCCAAAUGGAGAGGGAUACUAUGCAGAUCAAAGGGUUAAGUAUUCCACAAAGAGGGGAGAUGAGUACAUUGGAACAAAGUCUGGAGCUGGGUGGCUUUACUCUGUUCCAAAGGGGAUUUAUGAGAUGCUCUUGUAUAUGAAUGACAAAUAUCCAGAGCUCAAAGAAAUAUACAUAACUGAAAAUGGGUUUUCAACUAAGAGUGAUCACACGAAGACAGCCAAAAUGGUGUGUGAUGAUGACCAUGAUAGGACUAAAUACCACCAAGAUCAUCUUGCUAACAUGCUCAAAGCAAUGAAACACAAAGACAUUUCGAGGAAACUUAAGGGAUACUUCGUGUGGUCAUGGUGCGACAACUUUGAAUGGGGCGAUGGCUACACAGUUAGGUUUGGGUUGAACUACGUAGACUACGUGAAUGACCUCACAAGGUAUCCUAAGAAUUCAGCCGCAUGGUUCGCUAAGUUUCUCAAGAGCAAAAGCCAGCCGCCCGCGUGGUUCCAUCCGUGGUGGGUCCCACGACCACUGUCUGAGAAGAGAAUGUAUGAAGAGAACGGAGAGAAUAUGAAUAGAGAGAAAAGACUCAAACUCGUGGAGGAUGUCAAUCAAGACUAAUGUUCAGGCACUGAUCCGAACAUUUCAUUGGAUGUAGCAUCUAUACGACUACGGUCGAGUUAAGCAUUAUGUUAUGUACGUUGUUUGUGUAUCUUUGAAUAAGGCAAUAAUAUGUUAUAAGUAGGUUUUCAAGCCCCUCUAUCAACUCUUUGUAUGUUUUUUUAUGAAUAUUGCAAGUAAUAAUUCAGUAGGUGUUAAUUCGCCUACUUUCUUUUA